Herpailurus yagouaroundi (jaguarundi) is the source of this 3828-nucleotide messenger RNA. RefSeq names its product solute carrier family 35 member B3 (gene SLC35B3). The transcript is spliced from 11 exons. Gene Ontology annotation, biological process: 3'-phosphoadenosine 5'-phosphosulfate transport; transmembrane transport. Bases 1042 to 2151 code for a protein of 369 amino acids. NCBI's taxonomy places the organism in Eukaryota, Metazoa, Chordata, Mammalia, Carnivora, Felidae. Gene Ontology annotation, cellular component: Golgi membrane; endoplasmic reticulum membrane. The record is from RefSeq and is a predicted model, not a curated record. Gene Ontology annotation, molecular function: 3'-phosphoadenosine 5'-phosphosulfate transmembrane transporter activity.
UAAACGUUAAAAAAAAAAAAAAGUUGGGUAAUAGUUAACAUUGGUGGUCUUAACUAUAUGCCAGAUGUUUUUACAUUUAUUUCAUGUAGUACUAACAAAAAUUCUAUGAUAGGCACAUUUUUUACCACCCCCCCUCCCUUUUAAAGAUGUACAACCUGAAGUUCAAAAAGGUUAAAAGAAUUUGCUUAAGGUUCUUCAGCUAAUCAGUUAGCAAAGCUGGGUCGUGCACUCAGAUCUGUCAAAAAUCCAAAGCAUAGGGAAAGCACCAUGCUGUACUGCUUUCUCAUAAGGGUAGCUAUAAUUUUUUUGAGUCACUGCAAUAUGCCAGGCAUUUUGCUAAAUUACAAACAUCUCAGCAGAAUAUGGUUGGGGAGAAAUUUUUGAUACUAACAAAAGCAGGAAAGAGGUCUUCUAGAAGUUUUAUUUAUUCUCUCGUGUAAAUAUAUAAUCAAUAUUUGCACAUCCUACUCAACCUGUUUUCCGUAAGAUUUUUAGUUUGCUCACAAAGUUUGCCACCACCACAGUACAUUUGAAAAAUCAUAGUCAGGUAGACAGAGUGAUUGCAAGCUGGGGUUUCAGGACUUCCAGACGAAGGGCCAAUUUGUUUGGUUCCUUUUUAAAGGUGCAGAGUAUGCAGGAUCCCAAGAACGGAGAGAUAAGUAAGAUUUGAGUCUUGCCUUUUCAGUUCUGUUCUCUCCCAGCUGGGGAAUUAGAGAGGGUAUCACAAAGGAAGGAACGCUAAAGCUUGAUUUCAAACCCUGACCUAGAGAAAGAAGACAUCAGGCUGAAAGAACUUCAUUAACAUAAGAUCAUUUGAAGCAUGAUUUAUAAAGAAAGUCAGAUCUCAAGGGUGUCCUGCAAGAUGUCUUAAAAAGUCUUAACUCUGAGAUGGCAGUGAUUGAAACAUAGUGUGGGAAGGAAGAACAAUAUAUAAAGAAGAAGAAACAGGACUUGGCUCAGCAAGCAAAAGAAACACUGAACAAAGGAGAGGAAACCAACAAAGAUAAAUUUGGAAGCACUGAAUGCAGCAAAACAAGAACAAUGGAUCUCAAGUUCAACAGUUCCAGGAAAUAUAUUUCUAUAACUGUCCCUCCCAAAACACAGACAAUGUCACCACACAUCAAGUCAAUAGAUGACAUUGUGGUGCUUGGCAUAAAUCUCAGCAGAUUUAACAAACUUACUCAGUUUUUCAUAUGUGUUGCUGGAGUUUUUGUAUUUUACCUAAUUUAUGGAUAUUUACAGGAAUUAAUAUUUUCAAUGGAGGGUUUUAAGUCCUUUGGCUGGUACCUAACUUUAGUACAGUUUGCAUUUUACUCCAUAUUUGGCCUAAUAGAACUUCAGCUUAUUCAGGACAAAAGGAGAAGAAUACCAGGAAAAACCUACAUGAUAAUAGCUUUUCUAACUGUGGGUACUAUGGGGUUAUCAAAUACUUCCUUGGGCUACCUGAAUUAUCCCACCCAAGUCAUCUUCAAGUGCUGCAAAUUGAUUCCUGUUAUGCUAGGAGGAGUUUUUAUUCAAGGGAAGCGUUACAACAUUGCAGAUGUGUCUGCUGCCAUGUGUAUGAGCCUUGGCCUGAUAUGGUUCACCCUAGCUGACAGCACGGUUGCACCAAAUUUCAACCUGACUGGUGUGAUCCUUAUUUCCCUGGCACUGUGUGCGGACGCCGUCAUUGGGAACGUUCAAGAGAAAGCCAUGAAACUGCACAAUGCUUCCAACUCAGAAAUGGUUUUGUAUUCGUAUUCCAUCGGUUUUGUGUACAUUUUACUGGGAUUGACAUGCACUAGUGGAUUAGGCCCUGCAGUAACAUUUUGUUCAAAGAAUCCAAUUCAGACCUAUGGUUAUGCUUUCCUUUUUUCCCUCACUGGGUAUUUUGGAAUCUCCUUUGUUCUGGCUUUGAUUAAAAUUUUCGGUGCACUUCUUGCUGUAACAGUGACAACCGGAAGAAAAGCAAUGACUAUCGUACUUUCAUUUAUGUUCUUCUCCAAACCAUUCACAUUUCAGUAUGUCUGGUCUGGUUUGUUAGUUGUCCUUGGUAUAUUUCUCAAUGUUUACAGCAAAAAUAUGGAUAAACUAAGACUACCAGCACUAUAUGAUCUGAUAAACAAAAUAGUGGAAAUGAGAAAGUCAAGGACGUUGGCACAAACCGUAUAGUGAGUGAUUCAUCCUGUUUAAAACAGAACUCUAAGGGAGUAAUCAUCAAGUAAUUAACUUUCGAAAGGGAUUAUUAUAAAAACCAAAGGAUCUGAAGGCAUGCUACCCAUUUGUGGAUGGGUCACCUACGAAGUCAGCCUUUUCUUCAGGAUACUUGUUUAACCGUUUGACUUCUGAAGCAAUCAAGAGAGCCACAUCUGGCACGCCUUAGAAUCAAAUGUCAGUGUGAAGGACUGACAUUUCUUAGCAACCUGUUGAGAAUUGCACUGGAAAUGGACCAUGUUGCAAAACUAAUUGGAUAUCAUUAUGACAUAUCAAAGAAAUUGAUAUAAUAAUAUCAAUUAAUAGAUUGUUUUGUUUUCAUUCCAUUUUGGUGUUGUUAUUUAAAUGAUUCUCUGUUAUAAGAGUGAACUGAUGAUUUAAAGUCUAGAAAGAAUAACUUCAUUAUAAAUAAAAAUUAUUCUGUGAUUUUUUUAAAUAAAUGUGUUAUUAGAAUUUUGUUAUGAAGAGGGAAGUGAAGGUUGGAGUAAGUCUUUACAGAAACUUUAAAACUUGGGCUUUUCUCCGAUAAUUUAGUAGGAGUAUUAGAGGAAACGUGCUUUAAGUUUUCUGUGAAAUAUAGACAGCAUAAUAAAAAGAGUCAUCCUGCAACCUGUAAGUAUGUGUCUCAGAAAAAAUUGCUACUAUUCAUCAAAGAAGUGCUAAAAGAUUUAAUGAUUUGGAUUUUUUAAUUGAAGGGAAAAUAAUGCAUGCCUUAAAUUACAAUAAAAUAAUAAAACCAUCAUAGUUUUUCUCAUAAAACUGAAAUUUAAUUUGGCAGCUUAAAGAUUAAAUAGGGUAAACGUAAGAAACACAAGUAGAUUUUACCAAAUUUGUACAGUAUCUUGUAUGCACAGUUUUGAGUAUAAACUCGUGAAGAUUUUGGCCUUAUUUUGUAGCAGUUGAGUUUUGGAAUUGCUUCCACUGUAUUAAAAAAAUCCAAUUAAUCUUCAUUUUCAGCAUAAGUAAUGCUAGUUAAAACAGCUUAGUUUCUGUGUUAUUGGUGAUAUCACUUAUAUUUUGUGAGUAUAAUAUACUUGGAAUAUUAAUCUUGUUCUGAAAAUUCCAUUGUAUUCUGAUGGUAAUUUUAACCUGUUAUGUGCAUAUGUGGGUGUAACAGAGCCCGUGAUAAUUUAAGAGUCUAGCCAUAAGGAAUUCUGACUGAAAAUCAGUUACAUGUUAAAAUACUCUGAGGGUAUUUUUCCCCAAAUGGUAAUCAGUUUUUAAGUUUUCAUAUUUUAAAAUGAAAGGAAUCUUAAUUUAUAUUUCAUUAUGCCUUCUUAAACUCUUAAGACAGUAAGGAAAUUUGUGCCAUUAAAAAAAAUCAGUUUUCCCGAGUUCUUGAUAAAAGAUUAUAAUUUUAACUUUUCAAGGCAUCCUUUUAUGUACAUGCUUUUCUAAUUUUUUUUGUCUUUGCCUGUUAAGAAUUCCUCACCCCACCCCCCAAUUUUAAACAGCUGAGCACUGUUUAAAAAUUGGUUUGCCAGCCUAACCCUUUUACUCCCAUUUCCUUUUUUUACCUGCUAUCAGAUGGAAGCAAACUUCAUCUCACUUAUUUGUGUCCCUAGAGUACCCUUAGUGAAUAGUUUGAAAUACAGAAUACUUUUCUAUAGUAAAGGAAAUCAAUAUUUGAAUGUA